UCAUCGGGCUGGAGCUAUCUUCAUUCGAGUCACCGAUGGUCCGUACUUUGGGUACACAUCGUGGUCUGGUUGAGUGCCAAUAAAGGUUGUUGGUGGAGUGUGGAGUGCACGCUGACUGCGCGCGGGUUCGAUAACAGGUGGUUUUCUCGUCUUCGUGGUGUAAUUGGUAGUGGGACGCAUUGGCACAGUCGAGGUCGGGUCAAUCCGAGGUGAUGGAAGUAGGCAACACGAAGAUGUCGCAGGAUCUGACUGCGUCUGCCGUGAAGGAUCUGGAGGAUGUAUUCAAGAUGCUUGAUAGAAAUGGUGACGGGAAGAUCUCGAAAACGGAGUUGGGCGCGGUGCUCGGGUCGCUUGGAGAGAUCUUAACCGACCCCGAGCUGGAGCAAAUGAUAAGGGAGGUGGAUGUCGACGGGGAUGGAGGAAUCGACCUCCAGGAGUUUAUUAAACUGAACGCCGAGUGUGUGGAUGCGAAGAGAUUGACCGCGGAAGGAGAGGCUGAUUCCCAUAUCGAAGAGGCUCUUCAAUCGGCAUUCAAUGUAUUCGAUUCUGAUAACGAUGGGUUCAUCUCCGCGGGUGAACUUCACAGGGUGUUGUCAAGCCUCGGUGACGAUAACAUUUCCUUGGAUGAUUGUCGAUACAUGAUUAGUUGCGUCGACGCGGACGGCGAUCAGUUGGUUGAUUUUAAAGAGUUUCGGAAGUUGAUGAAUGGUCACGUCACUCAAUAACAGCUUUGUUAUUCAGUACAGAAGCGUGAGCCUAGUUCAGAUUAGUUUUUAAACAACGGAAUUCUGGGUUUGAUUUUCUUUUUAACACAUUUUACAAUUUUGUGGAUUCUGAACUGGAUAUCUGGACCAGAUUGUGAAUUAGGACAUGUGGUCAUAGAUAGUCUGCUUCCAAAGGCUUUGUGUCUGAUAGAGAGCCACUGAUUUUGAGUGAUCACCUACUACUCUGGAUGAACUUGAUUGUCGCUUAGCCUGAAGAGUGUAGAGGGUCUUACAAGCAAGCUUUUGAAAUGUAACAUUUUUAUGGAGAAUAAUGCAACAAAUCCGGUUUCAACACAGACAA
Molecule: messenger RNA, 1065 nt
Organism: Physcomitrium patens
Lineage: Eukaryota; Viridiplantae; Streptophyta; Bryopsida; Funariales; Funariaceae
Product: calmodulin-like protein 3
Molecular function (GO): calcium ion binding
Source: RefSeq, a predicted model, not a curated record